Messenger RNA from Drosophila busckii, 569 nucleotides. It is a transcript of the gene ND-B18, whose product is annotated as NADH dehydrogenase [ubiquinone] 1 beta subcomplex subunit 7. The record is from RefSeq and is a predicted model, not a curated record. Gene Ontology annotation, cellular component: mitochondrion. The transcript has 2 exons. The coding region runs from base 101 to 454 and encodes 117 amino acids. NCBI's taxonomy places the organism in Eukaryota, Metazoa, Arthropoda, Insecta, Diptera, Drosophilidae.
AUGUAGCCCUGGUCAAAAGCAGCUGUCAAUUCCUACAACAACAACAGCUAAGCUGACAGCAGCGCCGCAGCAGCAACAAAUCAUCGAAAAACAUUUUACCAUGGGCAACGGUGUAACCCACUACUUAAAGCCAGAUGUCUUUCCUGGCCCCGAUGUGGUGCCCAGCUUUGAUCCCAUGCUGGGAUUUCAGUCGCGCAAGGAACGCGUCAUGAUUGCUACACCAGAGGAGAUGGAAUCUGCUAAGCUGCCGCUCGAAGAUCGCGACUACUGUGCCCACAAGCUGCUAACGUAUCAGGCCUGCCGCAGUGACAAGUUCCCAUUUGUUUACCAGUGCGCACACCAGAAGCACGACUAUCUGACCUGUGAAUAUGAGGACUAUGUGCUGCGCAUGAAGGAAUUCGAACGCGAACGCCGGCUGCUGGAACGCCAGAAGCGUCUCAACAAGGCUGGUUAAAUUUGAAGUUGGAACAGUUACCAAAAGUUAUAGUGGAGCAGUCAACCAAUCUCCUCACACUGCCCGUCGCGAGCGGAAAUUUCAAAUAAAAUACCAUGCCUAGUAAUAAUAUGGA